AUGUCGAAUAGCACUUACAACAUAGUCCCAAUACAUUGGGGAAGUCGAGGUAUAGGGAUACCCGAUUGGUUCUCCGAGUUCACGCUGUGCCUCUCACCACUUAUUGCCCACAUUCUUUCCGGAGCACCCAGACCAUCCUACCUGACCUCCAAUCGUCCCAAGUGGCACGACCGUUUGUGCCUCCUCAAUCCCAUCUCCAUCGUGUGGAGAUAUGCAGCCAUUACUGAACGACGAAUCCAGACCAGAGACUGGCAACCCAAAGACAUUGCUGUCGCGAAUGCUGUGUUCUGGACUCCGCGGGGCUGGGACGGAUCAAAAAUAAUGCGAUGGCGUGCGAUGUCCUACAUGUCAUAUCUACCGCAGCGAAAUCGAGUCGAAUUUCUCUCUCUGGAGAUGCUCAAGACGAUUAUCCUGUUUCUCCAAGGCGUGCAAGCUGUGACGGCAAUCCUUUGCAAUUAUACAUCCACUGGCGAUUUCACAAGCUUUGAUACCAUCAGCGGUCUAUUCAUCCCACUUGGUAUAGCAGGGCUACUGAGAGUCUUUGCCGCACCGUGGCUGACGGACGACUUCAACUUUGGCAUCUCUUCGCAUGGUGCCGAGCGCCCUCUUCGGAGCACGAAUGGACGUCGAACAAUGCCCCUGCUGAUGCUGGACGACAUAGGCUACGGAUACGGGCAAAAAGAGCAAUAUCAGUCAUCAGGAGCUGCAGACGGCCAUCCUUGGCUUUGUGGCAUCCUCAGAGGUCUGUUCAUGCUACCUGUAGUCGGUAGUUGGGCCCUGAGCUUCAUUUAUGUGACACCAUGGAUUGGCAGCUUUGGUCUUAAGGGCGUAUACACAACAACAGGAUUUGUUUUUGGCCUGUACUACAUGUUUCUGACGACGCCAAUGCUCCUGAUAAUUGGAUAUUACUUUUGCAAAGGCCCCUUGGAAACGACCAUUAUCCCUUGCAUUUCGCGCGUUUGGUACAAGGUUUACUGUGUUGCUCUCACUCUUUUCACCAUUAUUCUCGUUGUCAUUACUGCCGUGGAAACCCGCAAGACUGUUUGUGGCAAGUACACAAGCCAUGCAACUGGAUCCCAACAUCCAUGUGCCACAGGAAACACCAAGUUGAUAGAGAUUGGACCAACCUCGGACCAAGGCUUUGGCAUUAUCCAAGCCGUGUCGGGUCAGACUGUGGUGACAAACUUGACCGGGUCUUGUAUAGGUACACUAACCCCGAUCAACCAUUGA
Pestalotiopsis fici W106-1 is the source of this 1230-nucleotide messenger RNA. RefSeq lists its product as uncharacterized. The transcript has a single exon. NCBI's taxonomy places the organism in Eukaryota, Fungi, Ascomycota, Sordariomycetes, Amphisphaeriales, Sporocadaceae. The coding region runs from base 1 to 1230 and encodes 409 amino acids. The record is from RefSeq and is a predicted model, not a curated record.